Molecule: messenger RNA, 2412 nt
Organism: Diatraea saccharalis (sugarcane borer)
Lineage: Eukaryota; Metazoa; Arthropoda; Insecta; Lepidoptera; Crambidae
Source: the annotation of a GenBank genome assembly
AUGGCAGGAUCUCGGGAGCGAUUACUACAUGACAAUCGUCCUAUCUUCAAUAGUGAUUAUGAACAAAGACGAAGAUACGACACCAGGUACGAUAGAAGCAAGACAGAACGAGAUAGAUGUAGAUACGAAAGAGAUGAAGCCUACGAGAGACCAAGACGAAAGAAUGGGUAUGUCUAUGAAGACAUUUAUUCUGACUUUGAUGAAGCACAAGGACGUCUAUCAUUAUUCAGACCGAUCAGACCAGAAUACCUUAACUUACAAACCAGCUACAACGUUAAAUAUAACUCCCUGCCUAGAAACUAUUAUAAUUAUGAAGAAAGGAAUGACCGAAAUACCCGUAAAUAUAAAAAAGAUUAUUAUGACUUUCGACUCGAAAAUGAUAAACAACGUUCGAGGGAAUUUUAUGAACCUUAUAAAAGACGAACCGCUGAAAUGAAAAGAAAAGAAGUGCAGGCUUACGAAAGAAGAACAAAAGCAGAUGAACAUAAACCGAAUAUUGAUCAAAACAUGAGAAUUGGUGAAUGCAGACCUAUCAGCUCUAACUAUAACUUUCAAAAUGGAAAUCAAACUCGAAAUUCAAAAUCAAAAAACGUUGCCGUAUGCAAACCUCUGCGGUUGUCAGAGAAAAACGCUCGUUAUUGGACAUCAGAAGCGCCCGAACGCGCCCGGCAACGACCGAAGCGGCCCGACGAGCAUAAAAAGAACGUUAAAUUCUCCGAAGUGUCAGGAUGCAACCGAAAAAUGAUCGUUGAUGAUCCAAUUUGUGGUCGUAAGGUUGUACCAGUCAGGGAGUUGGAAGUUUCAUUGGACCAAAUGAUCCAAAAUGGAUAUUUCGAGAAACACAACAUUCCUAUAUCGAAGCCUUUGCAGAGGGCGAUGGCAGCUGAAGAUAUACCUGUAGGUGUAGUGGCAAACGGAAAGUGCCUCACAGGAACAGCGAAUAUAGCGCAGAAACCAGCUCCGCGGAAAGCCAGACAUUUACCCCAGGUGUUAGCUGCCCUAGCAGUGUCGUUAGCACCGUUUUCCGCUGGCCUUGGGAAGGGGUACAGCUCCCCUGCCAUCGCCUCCUUGCAGGGACCUGGGGCCAACGCAACGCGCCGCGACUUCCAACUCACAGACCAACAGGCUUCUUGGCUUGCCUCACUAUCGUUUCUAGGUGCUCUGUUCGGUGGAAUGGCAGGUGGAGCGGCGAUGAGGCACGGUCGCCGCCGCGUGCUGUCCCUAGCCGCAGCGCCCUGCAGCCUGUCCUGGUUGCUAACAGUACUAGCCACUUCGGUCAGGAUGAUGUGCAUCACCGCCUUCUUGGGCGGAUUCUGCUGUUCCAUCUUGACGAUGCUGUCGCAGGUCUACAUAAGCGAGAUAUCAGUACCAGACAUUCGCGGCUGUCUCAGUGCCGUUCUCAAAAUCGUCGGCCAUCUCGGUGUUCUAUUCAGCUUCACCAUCGGCGCCUACCUCGACUGGCAACAACUCGCGCUGUGCAUAUCCGCUGCACCCUUACUUCUUUUCUGCACAGUUCUUUAUAUACCAGAAACACCGAGCUACCUCGUCCUCAUCGGAAAGGAUGAGGAAGCGUACAGGAGCUUACUCUGGUUACGCGGACCGAACUCCGACGUUGCUCAGGAAUUAGCCACUAUAAGAACUAACGUAUUAGCCAGCAAGAACUUCAGUCAACGACAAAGCCAGAUGUCUGGGAGUCAAUUAUUAAACUCUUUGGAUGUGAGAACAAUGAAUAGACUCUUAGGACCUAUUCUAGUGACGUGCGGCCUGAUGAUGUUUCAAAGGUUCUCCGGUGCUCAUGCCUUUUCCUUUUACGCCGUACCGAUUUUUAGGAAAACUUUUGGAGGUAUGAACCCACACGGAGCGGCUAUAGCUGUCUCUUUCGUGCAGCUUCUAGCGUCAUGUCUGUCUGGCCUACUAAUCGACACAGUUGGAAGACUGCCUCUAUUAAUCGUCAGUUCUGUAUUAAUGUCGAUGGCCUUAGCUGGUUUCGGCAGUUACGCUUAUUAUGAAGAAGUGCACAGGAACCAGAGGAUCCAAAAUGUGAUGUUUCAUCAAACCAGCUUAGGGCAGAACGAUUGGAUUCCUUUAUUAUGUGUAUUGGUGUUUACGAUAGCUUUCUCUUUAGGAAUGAGUCCGAUAUCGUGGUUGCUUAUCGGGGAACUGUUUCCUUUAGAAUAUAGAGCAUUCGGGAGCGCUAUGGCAACGGCUUUCAGUUAUCUCUGUGCGUUCGUUGGGGUUAAAACGUUUGUAGAUUUUCAACAAGCGUUGGGUCUACACGGAGCUUUCUGGUUGUAUGCUUCUAUAAGUGUCGGUGGUCUAUGUUUCGUAGUAUGUUGUGUACCAGAGACUAAAGGAAAAGAUUUGGACGAAAUGGAUCCGAACUAUGUUCAGAGUCUGUCUCCGAAGAGGUAA